CUGACUUGGGAAUUUCCUUAUUAUUUUAGAAUGAGUCAAGAAUCGACCCACGGUCAGUACGUUCCAGAGCCGGAGCACGUGAGCGUGCACACGGUGAACACCGAGAGUUCGAGUUUCACGCCUCCGGGUGACGGAGGGCAACCGCAGAAUCAACCUGCGCCAGCGGGACAGCCACCAGCUGUACCACCGCCAGUCGUACCACCUCCAGUGAUGCCACCGUUGGCGAUACCGCCGGUGGCCUACGAGCAGAUGUUCCCGGCCAUGAUGGCCCAUUAUAUGCAGCACAUGGCGCAGUUUAUGCCCAUGUUCCAGCCACCGCCACCACCACAGCCGCAGCCGCGCAUCGUUACCUUCAAGAUGUUGAAGGAUAAUGGAG
Molecule: messenger RNA, 376 nt
Organism: Cuscuta campestris
Lineage: Eukaryota; Viridiplantae; Streptophyta; Magnoliopsida; Solanales; Convolvulaceae
Source: the annotation of a GenBank genome assembly